AUGGCUUCAGAAGCUGACGCUUCAGAGUUUUCUUCCUUAUUUGAGAGGAUGGUGAGGAACAGAGACUUCUCUCUGUUCUUACCUUUCAUCUUCGGUCUCCCAAACGGUGUCGUUCAAAACCCAGACUCGCAAGAUCAAGAUAGAGAAAACGACAGCGUACCAACUUCUGGCGGUGACGGUGACAGAGUCAUUCUGAUCAAUCCCUUCACUCAAGGCAUGGUCGUGUUCGACGGGGUUUCGAGUUUCGAUUCCCUUCUGCGGGAUUUGGGUAACAAGGAUGGUCAACCACCGGCUUCCAAGGCGUCCAUAGAGGCUAUGGCAAGUGUUGUGAUUUCUGAUGAUGAUGAUGAUGAUGGUGAGACUGGGGAGUGUGUGAUUUGCUUGGAUGAAUUUCAAGCUGGUGGGGUUGCUAAAGAGAUGCCAUGUAAGCAUAGGUUUCAUGGGGAUUGUAUAGGAAAGUGGUUGAAGCUUCAUGGGUCUUGCCCUGUCUGCAGGUUUAAGAUGCCUGAGGAGCAAGAAGAUAUGCGGAAGAAGAGAGAUCAGGAAGAAGAAGAAGAAGAAGGUGGUAGCAGAGAUGGGAGAAGGAGAGAGAUUUGGAUUAGUUUCUCUAUCAGAAGUAGGAGUAGUGAAAAUUCUUCAAAUCAAACACCUUCAAACGAUUCUGAUGUUGAGGGUUCUGAUGCAUCCUCAAAUCCAGUAGUUGAUCAUGAAUGAAACUCAUGGUUAAAGAAAUUUUUUGUGAAAAAAAUUAUUCAUUUUUUUCUUCCGUUGUACAGUGGAAACAUUUUUUCAGUGUUAAGUUUAGUUUGAAUUGAAUGAUGUUAAUUUGUUUAUUUGUUUAUUCCCCUAGGAUUUUUUUUUUUAUUAUUUUUUAUCAGAAUUUGCUGUAAGUUUAAAGGUUGAUUUAAGUUGAAAAGCAGAUACUUACUAUAUUGUAUUUGUAUCAAAGAUUGGACUAUAAUAUUACAUGUAGAUUUAUAAUA
Molecule: messenger RNA, 983 nt
Organism: Cannabis sativa
Lineage: Eukaryota; Viridiplantae; Streptophyta; Magnoliopsida; Rosales; Cannabaceae
Product: E3 ubiquitin-protein ligase MPSR1
Exons: 1
Coding region: 1-714 (237 amino acids)
Biological process (GO): protein ubiquitination
Cellular component (GO): cytoplasm
Molecular function (GO): ubiquitin protein ligase activity
Source: RefSeq, a predicted model, not a curated record